Molecule: messenger RNA, 936 nt
Organism: Miscanthus lutarioriparius
Lineage: Eukaryota; Viridiplantae; Streptophyta; Magnoliopsida; Poales; Poaceae
Source: the annotation of a GenBank genome assembly
AUGGCCGCAGCCGCCGGCACCCGGGAGGAGAUGGUCUACAUGGCCAAGCUAGCGGAGCAGGCGGAGCGGUACGAGGAGAUGGUCGACUUCAUGGAGAAGGUCGUGUCCGCCGCCGCGUCCUCCGAGCUCACCGUCGAGGAGCGCAACCUGCUCUCCGUCGCCCACAAGAACGUCAUCGGCGCGCGCAGGGCGUCCUGGCGCAUCGUCUCCUCCAUCGAGCACAAGGAGGAGACGCGGGGCGCCGCGGGACACGCCGCCGCCGCCAGAGGGUACCGCGCCCGCGUCGAGGCCGAGCUCUCCGGGAUCUGCGCGGGCAUCCUGCGCCUCCUCGACGACCGCCUCGUCCCCGCCGCAGCGGCCGUUGAUGCUAAGGUCUUCUACCUUAAGAUGAAGGGGGAUUAUCACCGCUACCUCGCCGAGUUCAAGACCGGCGCAGAGCGUAAGGACGCCGCGGACUCCACGCUCGCCGCAUACCAGGCCGCGCAGGUGGGUCGUGCUAGUUCACUGAAUCAUUUCAUUGGAUUGGAUCUCCCUUCCCCUCUUGUCCUCUCUUCUCUUCUCUUCUCCGUAGCAGUCUACCAGUUAUGCAUGGAUGGUUGUGGAUUCAUUGGAUCUCUUCUCUCCUCUCCUAAACCCUAUCUAAAGGACAUCGCCGUCAAGGAGCUGCCGCCCACGCACCCCAUCAGGCUCGGCCUCGCCCUCAACUUCUCCGUCUUCUACUACGAGAUCCUCAACUCGCCGGACCGCGCAUGCUCCCUCGCCAAGCAGGCCUUCGAUGAAGCUAUUUCGGAGCUGGAUACUCUUGGGGAAGAGUCCUACAAGGAUAGCACCCUCAUCAUGCAGCUUCUUCGUGACAACCUCACCUUGUGGACUUCUGACAUGCAGGAGGAUGGCAGUGAUGAAAUGAGGGAUGCAAGCAAGCCUGACGAUGAGUAG